AUAACUAUGGUCUCGUUGACUACUUGCGCAACAAGCACAGCACGGCACGGCACAAAAAAAGAAGCUAAUGUAAGCAUGACCCGCAGAUUUGAAUCCCAACUCUACAGGCACGUUUUCUCUCUUGACGCAGUUUCAGUCUACACCUUUCAGCUCCUCAGGGUUGCAGAAAUGGCGUUGAUAAGACAAGCUCUCUCUCUUGGCAUAAUUGUGACUUCAGCUCUAAUGAUAUGGAAGGCAUUGAUGUGCAUAACUUGCAGUGAGUCGCCUGUUGUAGUUGUGCUCACUGGAAGCAUGGAGCCUGGUUUCAAACGAGGUGACAUAUUGUUCUUGCAUAUGAGCAAGGAUCCUAUUCGGACUGGGGAUAUUGUUGUAUUUAAUGUCGAAGGACGUGAUAUUCCAAUUGUCCAUCGAGUAAUUGAGGUCCAUGAAAGACGAGAUAGCAGAGAUGUUGAUAUCCUCACAAAAGGAGACAGCAAUGAUGUGGAUGAUAGAUUUCUAUAUAAAUACGGUCAGAAUUGGUUGAAUCCCCAACAUAUCACUGGAAGAGCCAUUGGGUUCUUGCCUUACGUGGGCUGGGUGACCAUUAUCAUGACUGAGAAGCCUCUUAUCAAGUACAUACUUAUAAGCGCCUUAGGUUUGCUGGUGAUUACCUCAAAAGAUUAAGGAAACAACUCUUCAAGAGUAGUACGUUAGCAUACAAGCAUUUACUCUUACGAAACAGAAAUUUAGAUAUUCAAUCUCAAAAAUUUUGUAAUGUAUAAAGAGCACAGCUCUACUCAGUUGGUGGAACAUAUAAAGAUAAUAUGUGAUUUCAGGAGUCUCAUGUCUUAUACCUUCUACCUUUUAUUUGGUAUAAUUCAAUUUGUAAGAAAAAAAUUAAAUAAAUUCUGAGAAAAUCAUAUGACUUUAUUUUCCA
Messenger RNA from Manihot esculenta (cassava), 916 nucleotides. RefSeq names its product signal peptidase complex catalytic subunit SEC11A. Gene Ontology annotation, molecular function: serine-type endopeptidase activity. The record is from RefSeq and is a predicted model, not a curated record. Gene Ontology annotation, cellular component: signal peptidase complex; membrane. Lineage: Eukaryota; Viridiplantae; Streptophyta; Magnoliopsida; Malpighiales; Euphorbiaceae. The transcript has 8 exons. The coding region runs from base 7 to 663 and encodes 218 amino acids.